UUUGGAAUCCAACGGCUAGUUUCUAGGGCUCGGCGAUGGAGAAACGCGAGAACGAGAUAGAGCAGCAGCAGCGGCACACAGUCAAGAAGCUCAGCGGGAGAGCUGCGCGAGUUCUCCAACCUCCGAAUCGCGCAGCGCCAUCGUCGGCACGCCGUGUGGCGAUCUGUCCCUCUUCCUCCGGGAAAACAAAGGCCAAAGAAGACGUGCUCCUUCUUCAUACGCCUCGCAAAGGAGCUGCUGGCGAAUGUUUUCUCGCGACUCCAACUCCAGCUAAAGAUUUCUCUCGGCAAGGAAAGGAGUCUCACGAUUUCUCCUCGCCGAUCGGGCCUUCACCGAUGAAUCUGUUUCAAGAGCAGCAUGACUUGUGUGGGAUUUGGCGAUCGUCUGCCAAGCGCGUGCCUCUCUCAUCUAGCGGCCUUGGAAAACCCCGCAGAAUUCUCCUCCAAGAAGAGCAUCAUAACGAAGAGAAUCAUCACACUAACACACAGAUGAAGAAGAAACCCAUGACACCGACACCAAGACGAUGCGACUGGGAUAAAAAAUCCUUUUCUGCAUCCGGUGUUGCUGCAGCUCGUAAAGAAAUUGAGACCGGAGCCUUACCUCUGCGAAGAACCUUGGAUUUACAGGAAUAGACAUCCAGCCACAAAGUCCCUACGUUAGAUCCACAUGGAGUAAGUUUGCAGCAAUCCCUCUCAAAGUCAGCAUCUUCGUAUCACAAACGAAAUCCACUAUACUCGUCAAGCCAUUCCGGAAUGAUAACCGGUCAUCAGGCAGCAAGUCUCGUACUCUCUCUGUGCUGCAACUGCUUCCCAAGGUGCUAGCCAUGAACAGGCAAACGAAAGCAACCGAGAGCUCCUCCAAGAUCGUAGAGGUAGAAGUAGCUCCCGGUGCAUUGCUACUGAUUGGCACUGUGAAAGACACCAUCUGUGAGUAAACAAACUUGUUAAAAAGUUUGUUUACUGGGUUUUCAGCGCUGGAUGUUUUCGUUGGAAACGCUCUGGAUAAGUGUGGGAGCAUGGCUGGUGCCCGACGAGUUUUCGAUAGGAUGCCUUGUCUCGUGGAACACGCUACUGGUGGGAUACGUAGACAAUGAAGAAGCCGAGCUAGCGCUAGAAAGCUUCGCGAGCGCUACUACAGCGGAUGCCUUUAAGUUUGUCGCUGGUUUGAAGGCCUGCAGUGGAUUGAAAGAAGAAGCCACAAGCUUUGACGGGAAGAUGGUGAUAGUGGAUUCUCUGGAGAAGGGGAUGGCGAUUCACAUCCAGGCCGCGGAGAAAGGAUACGAGAGGGACGAGUUUUUGUCGAACACUCUCAUGGACAUCUAUGCCAAGUGUCUCAGCAUGGUGGAGGCUGAGAGAGUUUUCAGGA
Selaginella moellendorffii is the source of this 1365-nucleotide messenger RNA. RefSeq lists its product as uncharacterized. Bases 36 to 632 code for a protein of 198 amino acids. The transcript is spliced from 8 exons. Lineage: Eukaryota; Viridiplantae; Streptophyta; Lycopodiopsida; Selaginellales; Selaginellaceae. The record is from RefSeq and is a predicted model, not a curated record.